Chlorella variabilis is the source of this 873-nucleotide messenger RNA. RefSeq lists its product as hypothetical. Gene Ontology annotation, molecular function: 8-oxo-7,8-dihydroguanine DNA N-glycosylase activity; damaged DNA binding. Gene Ontology annotation, biological process: base-excision repair, AP site formation; base-excision repair; nucleotide-excision repair. The transcript is spliced from 6 exons. The record is from RefSeq and is a predicted model, not a curated record. The annotation marks the transcript as partial. Lineage: Eukaryota; Viridiplantae; Chlorophyta; Trebouxiophyceae; Chlorellales; Chlorellaceae. Gene Ontology annotation, cellular component: nucleus.
GGCCAGUCGUUCCGCUGGCGGCAGACCGGCAGCGAGCCGCUGGAGUUCACGGGCGUCAUCGGCCAGCGCGCGGUGCGCCUGCGCCAGCUGCCGGACGAUGUGCAGUACCAGGUCGUAGCGCGCGGCGCUGGCGCGGCAGCGGCUGCCGAUGCCGCCGCCCUGCACGACUACUUCAACUUGGGCACCCGCCUGGCUGACCUGGCGCCCAGCUGGCGCGCCGCCUGCCCGCGCUACGCCCACGUGCACCACCUGCUGCCAGGCGCUCGCAUGCUGCGCCAGGACCCGCUGGAGUGCUCCAUGGAGUUCAUCUGCAGCCAGAACAACCACAUCCAGCGCAUCCACGGCAUGGUGGAGCGGCUGUGCCGCCAGCACGGCACGCCGCUGCUGGCCGCGGCCGGCGACGGCAGCGUGCCGCCAGCGGGCGCCACGCCCGCCAAGCUGGCGCUGCACGCCUUCCCAACCCUGGAGCAGCUGUCGGCUGCCACCGAGGAGGAGCUGCGAGCAGACGGCUAUGGCUACCGCGCCAAGUACAUCACCGGCAGCGUGGCGCAGCUGCUGGCCAAGCCGGAGGGCGGCGCCGCAUGGCUGCUGGGCCUGAGGAGCGUGCCGUACGAAGAGGCUGUGGAGGAGCUGUGUACGCUGCCUGGCAUUGGGCCCAAGGUUGCCGCCUGCAUUGCUCUCUUCUCCCUGGACAAGCAUGAGGCCAUCCCAGUGGACACCCACGUCUGGGCGCUGGCCUGCAAGUACUACCUGCCGCACCUGCGCGGCAAAAGCUUGACAAAGAAGGUGCACGGCGAGGUGCAGGCGGCGUUUGUCAAGAGGUUUGGGCCCUAUUGCGGCUGGGCCCACAACACUCUCUUCAUUGCUGAGCUG